AGAGGAAACCGGAAUAUCGGGUUCAUUAGAGUGGGAGGAGUCUCGCUGUCAUUUAAGAUCAGGCCAAACACGCCACACUCACUUUGGCAAACGGAAUAUUUUCCAGACACAACUGAAAUACGAGGAAAGCUAUAAGUUGUAAACAUGUCAGGUGCAUUUUUGGAAGACCAGUUUCGGUGCAGUAUUUGCCUGGACAUCUUUAAGAACCCAGUGUCCAUCCCAUGUGGACAUAACUUCUGCCUGGGAUGCGUCAGGCGCUUCUGGGACACGAGAUCCAAAGCUGAGUGUCCACUGUGCAAAGAGACCUUCAAGAACCGUCCAGACCUGCGUGUCAACGUGGUGCUCAGAGACUGUGCGAAUGAGUUCAGAAGGAUAUCUAAACCCAGGGUCAAACCCAACCCUACUCCCCCUCCACGUCGCCAUGUCCCAAAGCAGAUCUCCAAAUCGGAUGAUGUUUUCUGUGAUAUGUGCGUGAAGGAGGGAGUGAGUGACCGGACACAGGCUCUGAAGUCCUGCUUGGUGUGCAGAGAAUCGUACUGUGAGCUUCACCUGGGCCCUCACCUGAGAGACCCUGUCCUGACCCGCCACAUGCUGACUGACCCGGGCACCUUCACCUCCAGCCACACCUGCCGCAAACACAAUCACCUGCUCCACAUGUUCUGCCAGAGGGAACAUCUGCUCGUGUGCCCCAAGUGCACCAAGCACGAUCACAAGUACCAUGAGGUGGUGCCCAUCGACGUGGAGAGCCGCCGUGUCAGGAAUGAAAUGAAGAAAGCUGAGGCAGACUUUCAUCACAUGAUCCAGGCUCGAACAAAGAAGAUUCAGGAAAUCAAGAACAGCUUGGACGUGAGCAGAAAACAAAAAGAAGAGGAGUUGCAGAGGACUCUGCAGGUUUACUCCACAGUGAAAUCGGCCAUAGAGAGCCACCAGGGGGCGCUGAUCAUGGAGUGCGAGUCCAAACAGGAGGAGUUGGCAAGAAGGGCCCAGGAUCUGCAGAAGGAACUGAACCAAGAAGUGAACGAGAUCCAGAGACGACGCGGAGAAAUGCACCAACUGGAGCUUGUCGAUGACCCCCUACAUCUUAUUCAGAGUUUUCCGGCGCUCAUGGUCCCCACUUUCACUAACGACUUGUCCCAAAUGAAGCUUCAGCCGAGCUCCUCCAUCAGUGCUGUGAGGAAUGCCUUCUCCAAGAUGGUGGACUUCUGCCUGGAGCUCCAGAAACAGCUGACUGCAGAGGAAGUCAGCAUGAUGACCCAGUAUGCAGUGGACGUGACCCUUGACCCUGUCACCGCAGCUGGGUGGCUCAUCCUGUCUGCAGAUGGAAAAAAGGUGAGCGUGAGCCUCCAGCAGAGACGCAGUUCUCUCUAUGACGAUCCAAAAAGGUUCGACUCCUGUGUCUCAGUCUUGGGCAAACAGAGCUUCACCACAGGGAGACACUACUGGGUGGUGCAGGUGGGCGAAAAAACCGACUGGGACCUGGGCAUCGCUAAAGAGUCGAUAAAUCGUAAGGGAGCGAUCACAGUGCGUCCUGACUGUGGUUUCUGGGCCAUCUGUCGCCGUAAGGGCGGCUGUUUGAGCGCAUGCACUAGCCCCUCUGUGCCCAUCCCUCUCCUCGACACCCCCCAGAGCAUCGCCAUCUUCCUCGACUACGAACAAGACGAGGUCUCCUUCUAUGACGCAGAGAACAAAGUGCACAUCUACACCUUCAGCGAGUGUGGUUUCAACGAGCCGCUAUAUCCAUACUUCAAUCCCUGUCUCCUUGAAAACGGGAAGAAUGCCGGGCCCCUGAUCAUUGUCCCCGUGGAGACAGUGAUCACAGGUGGCAAGGUCAUAUUAUGAAAAGUUGUGCCCUUUUAAAGAGGUCACCAGUAAUGGGACGAUGAAUUGUAUUCAAUUCACAGAAUACUCAACUGAUACAUUGCAAUGACAUCAUGCUGGCGUUGUUCUACAUGUAUCUCUAAUGGUGGAAUGUUCAGCAGUUACCGUGGCUGUUGUAGUUUCAGUUAUGUCAGUUCUAUUAGGUCAGACUGCGUGAAAAUGAAGCUCAGAUUCAAGUCUCACUUGGAGUAAUAGAGCUCCAGACAGAACAGAGCCUUAAGUUAGCAUCACACCCCAAGGGAAUGUUGAUGACAUGAGUAGCAGUAGUUUGAGGGCUUACCUGUGUAAAGUGUGUUUUGUAACAUACACUAGCUGUUACAUGGUCCAAGCAGAGUCAUGUGUUCUGAAUACUUUCACAUUAAGUCAUAUUGUAUUAUAGUGUAAAAAUAUGCAUUUAUUUAUCACUGAUUAUAGAAGGAAAAAUGUACAAGUUGUUUUUAUUUUAAUUGUUUGUUAUUCUUUUUUUUAUUUUUUAUUUUUAUGAGGCAUUGAAGGAGUGGACACACUUUACAAGGCCAAUGUUAUAACAUGGCUAAGAGAUCAGUACUCCAUGAGCAUCACCGUAGCAACGGGUAAACAAACAAACUACUGUUAGGAGGGACUAGCUUCAACUAAAACAGCAAUAACUAACACUUUGAACAUCCACAGACAAUUAAAAAGUUUGUGAACUAUUUUCAUUUGGUGGGAAACUUUGAUUUAUUUUUAAUUCCAAAUGCACCCUUGUCUCUCGUAUUGUCAAUGAAUCCUCAGAACAACAGAAGCUAGAGUCACUGCGGCUCCUGCAGGCUAAAAAUAUCUGUUAUUAUUGUGUAGUUUUGUAAAUAUGCAUGUUUAGUUUCUUUAUUUGGGUUAUUGCAUGUCUCUAUGUACAUAUAUUUCUACUGUUUUACUCAUGAUUGUGAAGG
Molecule: messenger RNA, 2783 nt
Organism: Boleophthalmus pectinirostris (great blue-spotted mudskipper)
Lineage: Eukaryota; Metazoa; Chordata; Actinopteri; Gobiiformes; Gobiidae
Product: E3 ubiquitin-protein ligase TRIM39-like
Exons: 10
Coding region: 145-1839 (564 amino acids)
Molecular function (GO): protein binding; zinc ion binding
Source: RefSeq, a predicted model, not a curated record